This is a messenger RNA of Lucilia sericata (common green bottle fly), 8809 nucleotides long. RefSeq names its product trichohyalin-like. Lineage: Eukaryota; Metazoa; Arthropoda; Insecta; Diptera; Calliphoridae. Gene Ontology annotation, cellular component: MLL3/4 complex. Bases 487 to 8274 code for a protein of 2595 amino acids. The record is from RefSeq and is a predicted model, not a curated record. The transcript has 6 exons.
UUUUUCUUUCAACAUAAUUUAAUUUUACUUAAAAAAAUCUAUAAUUUAAUUAUGUUAAAAUUAUAAAUUUAUACUUUUAAAACACAAAGAAAAGUGCAGUGCAUAUAUGGAAAAUAAAAUAAUUGCAUAAUAUUUGUGAUAAUAAGUGUAUGGCAGUGAAAUAAGUUUGUAAGAAAAGAAAAAUUUUCUAUUCUAUGUGUGAUUGACUGUCCGGCGGCGGCAGAAGUAGAAAAGAAGAAAAAAAAAACACGCUCAGUGACAACAACAAAGAAAAAAAGUUGAAAAAUUGUCUUAAAUGUUAUAAAACAUGGAAAACUUAAAAUAAGUGAUAAUUUAUUUGCAAAUAUACGUUAUUUUGUUGUGGGCAAUUUGGAUGAGGAGGUCGAGCAAUUACUUAAAAAUGGAGGUGCUCAAUCGAAAAUCUUCCUUUCGGAUUUGGUUACCCAUCUCAUUUGUGCUCCAAAUUAUACCGAAGAAGAGCUGGUUAUGAAUUUAGAUCUCUACACGGUAAUACCCGUAACCGAACAAUGGAUUAUACAUAGUGCUAAAUUGGGACGUUUGGCGUCCACCAAAGCCUUUGAUCCCAGUGAAGCACGUUUAAUGAAAAACAUUUCCGCUGCCAUAGUUAAUGUAGCACCCAGUGAUCGUAAACGUUUAUAUGCCAUGUUAACCUAUCAUGGUGCCCAGGUAACUUCCAAUUUUAGUGGUAAUAAUACCCAUCUAAUAGCGGGCAUGGCAAUGGGUCCUGUUUAUACAAAAGCCAGUGCUUUGCCCAAGGGUAGUAUGAAUAUUGUAACACCCGAUUGGGUGGUGGAAUGUUUAAGACAAAAGAAACUAUUACCAUGUGAUAUUUAUCAUCCGAGAUUGCUGAAAGUGAUAGAAAGACCAAAAUUAUCAUUGCCCCCGAUAACAGCAACUGCGCCAGCAAAUACUAGCAGCAACACAGCCAUGAAUAAUCCCACAAAACCUAUACAACCCACACCACCGCCACUAAUCACACCUACCACAACACAGCAACAACAACAGCAGCAGCAACAAUUAACACCGACUCAUACACCACAACCCACACAGCCUACAGUUGAACAGACAUUAUCCAACAUUUUAGGUUUCGAUGAUGAUCCUUUAUUAGAUAAAGCCACAGAAUCAUCUACUUCCGUCACCUCUCUAGAUGCUGCCCAAAGUAUUGCGAAUAUAAAGUCACAAUUACAAGCAGCUGCUGUACAAAUAACUGCCGCCAAAGAUGUUAAGACUGCAACUAGUUCAACCGCAACUACCUCCUCAUCUAUAGCAUUAUCAGCAUCAUCAUCAUCAACAUCCAUAAGCACACCCACCACUCCCAAACAUGAGAUACCAUCAACAGCUACAACUUCACCGUUUGCCGGAAAUAUGACUGCUAUGGAAUCAACAACAAGUAAUUUACAACAAUCGCCUUUGCAACAACAGCAGCAGUUGCCUUUGCAGCAACAACAACCACAACAACAAAUGCAAACUUUAACACAGCAACAAUCAUUAACACAAACACAGAUUUUACCCCAACAACAACAACAACAAAAUUUAGCACAACAGCAGCAAACUCUACCCACACAACAACAACAAAUUCUACAGCAACAGCAGCAUCAACAACAACAAUCACAAAUAGUUUUUGUUAGACCUCGUAGUUUAAAUCAACAGCAACAACAGCAGCAGUUGCAGCAGCAACAACAACAACAACCACCCCAGCAAUUAUUAGCUGGACCCACAACUGCUCAGAGCUUGGGUAAUGUUUCUUCAGUGCCACCACAAAUCAUUCUGCAACAAAAAGUCAUACCCAAUGUGGCCAAUUUACAGAUACAGCAACAACAAACUCUUUCCCAACUACAACAUCAGCAACAACAGCAGCAGCAACAACAGCAAAAUAUACAACUCCAGCAUCAAUUAAUGCAACAACCCAGAACACCACAAACCCCCACCUCUUCAAAUACUCCUCUACUAGAAUCACGUACUCCCACACCUACCGGCACACCACAGCCACCCAGAACACCACAACCAAACAGUGGCAGACAAACGCCACAGGCACCCAGAACACCCUCUACCACACCACAACCCCAACAACAAAUGCUAGGACAAUCCCCGCAGCAUAGUGUACAACAAAUACAAAUGUCACCUUCACAUCAAGCUGCACACAACAAUACCCCACAACAACAACAACAGCCUAGUCCACAAUCCCAACAAAUGCAACAGAAUCAACAACCACAACAACAGCCCCAACAACAAACCAUAACCAUGUCACCCCAGAUGCUGCAUCAACACAUCCUUAGACAACAGCAAAAUUUGCAACAGCAACAACAACAAUUACAGCAACAAAUACAAAACGGUCAAAGUUUAUCACCACACCAACAGGCACUCCAACGACAAAUACAACAUCAACAACAACAGCUAAUGCAACAGCAAUUACAAUUGCAACAACAGCAGCAGCAGCAACAACAACAACAACAGCAGCAACAAUUACAAAUGCAGCAGCAAUCACCUCGAAUGCAGCAAAAUCCCUCUCCUGCUCCCCAAGCUCCUUCACCAUCUUUGAGUAACAAUACACCCUCAACUGGUAGUGGUCUCGCUCACGCUAUGAUGCCACCACAAUCACCAAGACAAUUACAAUCCCCUGCACCACAAAUGACACCACCACCGCCUCCUCAAUCACCUGGAGCGGUUGUUGGUAUGCAAACGCAAAGUACCCUUUUGUCGCAGCAACAAUUGAGACAGCAAUUGCAGCAAGGUAGACAGCCGCAACAAAGGCAACAGCAGUCUCCACAACACUUAAUGUCCCCCCAACCCUUCCAACAGCCCCAACGAGUCCAACUACAAAUGCAGCAGAUGCAACAGCAGCAACAACAGCAGCAGCAACAAUCUCCCCAACAUAGGGCCUCUCCAUCGGCACCACCAUCUCCGCAACUACAUCAACAACAAUCUAAAUUGAUCUCAAAUCAAAAACCCAUUGAUCCUACAGACCCAGUACAAGUGGCUCAGAUAUUAAGUCGUUCAGCACCAAGUCCAAAUCAUGAGUCACUCAUUAUGAGAACACAACAGUUAAAACAACAGCAAUUGCAACAACAACAGCAGCAGCAACAACAACAACAACAGCAACAACAACUAAUAACAAGUCCUGUAAGUCAACAACAGAGUAGUGGUGGUGUUCAACAACAGCAACAACAACAGGGAAAUGCUGCUCAAAGACAAGUGAUUAAUACUUCAACAGCUCAGGGUCAACAAAUUAUACAAAGUCAUAUGAUGAAUAUUCAUCAACAACAGCAACAGCAGCAACAACAAAAACAGCAAAUGGUACAAUUACAGCAACAACAACAGCAACAGAUUUUGCAGCAAAAAACUGGUUUAAUAUCACCUCAACAGCAGCAACAGCAACCAACACAGAUACAACAACAAGUUAUAAUACCACAACAACAGCAGCAGCAACAGUUACAACAACAGCAACAAUUGCAACAGCAGCAACAAACUUUGCAACAACCCAACCAACAGCAAUUACAAUUUGCCAGUCCCACGUCCGCUCCCCAACAACAGCAACAACAUGCUUCUAAUAUCAGCACAGUAACAGGCCCCGGAGGUGUUAGAAUUAUACAACAAACUAUACAAGCACAACCGGGUUUCCCGGGCGCACAACAACCCCAACAACAACAAACACAACAAAUUUUGCAACAGCGCCAAACUCAAUUGCAACAGCAACCACAAAUACAACAGCAAAUCAUAACACAACAACAAUUGCAAAGUCCUCAACAACAACAACAACAAACGGGACAAUUGCAGCAGGUACUUAACGCCAAUGUGGGUGUGGCUCAAACUCCUCAAACACCCAAUAAGCCGAAAUAUAUUAUUAGCCAGCAGCAAUUUAAUCAGUUAACACCCCAACAACAGCAACAGAUUUUACAGCAAAAUCAACAAAAUCAAAACUUUUUCAUAGUUAAUCAAACAAACGUAACACAACAGCAGCAGCAGCAGCAACAACAGCAGCAGCAGCAGCAUCAACAACAAGUAGGACAACAACAAAUUAUACAGCAGGUGGCACAAAAUCCCAAUCAACUUAUCAAACAACAACAGCAGCAACCACCUCCUUUAUAUGCUCAAAGGCAACAGCAGCAACCACAAACACAACAGCAAUUAUUAGAUUUGGAGGGUAAUCUAUUACAAUCUCCUCAGCAGCAGCAGCAACAACAACAACAGCAGCAACGUAUCUUAUUGCAGCAGCAACAGCAAACACCCAAUGUUUCCCCUCAACAACAGCAGCAGCAAAUUGUUAUUAAUCAACAGAUAAUUAAUAAUCCUCAACGUUUGCAAUAUUUGCAACAGCAACAACAAUUACAGUUUCAGCAAAAACAACAAAUGCAGCAACAGCAGCAAGCUCCCAAUGCUAUUGUUGUAGGACCUCAACAACAACCAGUGCAACAGCAAAUAGUACAACAACAAAUAUUGCAACAAAGUCCUCAACAGCAACCACAACAGCAACCAAUUAUCAUACAACAAACCAUACCACAGCAACUAGUGCAAGGACAACAGCAACAACAAUCCAUACUACAAAGUCCCCAACAGCAGCAACAACAACAAAUUCUGGUACAACAGCAAAAACAAUUACAAAUGCACCAACAACUAAUAGACAACCAACAGCAACAACAACAAAUUAUCUUACCACAACAACAACAGCAGCAGCAACAACAGCCCUUACAGCAAACAGUUUUAAUACAACAACAGCAAUUAAACCAACAAACUCCCACUCCACAAUCUCCUCAACAGCAGCAGCAACAGCUAACACAACAGCAUCAACAACAAAUUCUAAUACAACAAGAAUCUCCUCAGCAGCAAACACAGCCACAACAAACACAUUGGUCUCCACAAAGUCCGGCUCAGCAGCAACAACAGCAACAACAACCAGGAACCCCAGGCUCCAUAACCGGCCUACAAUCCCCCCUGCAGGGACAACAAUCACAAAUUCAACAAAUCAUACCACAGCAACAACAACCCCAGCAGCAACAGCCACAAUUCAUACGUACAGUACGCCCUGCUGGACAGUGGCAACAACAAGGUCUACCACCUGGCACUCCUCAACCACAAAGACAACUCAUACAGCUGGACGAUAAAACCCAUGCUCAUUUCAUGUCUCUGGAUCCCAUUAAACGGGCUGAAUACAUUUCAAAACUACAGCAAUCUAAACAAAGGGUAAUGGUUAGACAACAAGUGGCCUAUCAGCCUAGACCAGGAGCUCCCAAUGUAGUAGCCAGUGCUCUAGGUACAACACCCCGACCUGCUGGUCCCACCACACAACACAUCAUAGUUCAAAGUCAAAUGCCGGCAGGUCUAACGCAACAACAACAAAUGCAAUGGUUACAGCAGCAACAAAGACAGGUUGUGGUUAGAACAGCGGGAAAUCGAGCUCCUGGUCUUACACCCAUUGCUCAGCAACAAGUUAUUACUGCUGGUGGUACUCCGGUCAGUAUAACACAACAACAAUUACAACAACAGCAGCAGCAACACAAUGUUCAACAGCAGGUGUUUAACCCCAAUGAUCCCAAUCAACAGAUGUUGUUGCAAAGACAACAGCUAAGAGUACAAUUGCAACAGCAACAACAACAACAACAACAACAACAGCAGCAACAACAAAUGUUGGGUCAAAAGCCUCAGCAAACGGUACAGGUUAUUACCGGUCCGGGUGGUCAGGUUAUAGAGCAGCAAACUAUAAUACAAUCACAGCCGGCGGGGGCUCAACAGAUUGGCCAGACUAUACAAGGACAACAAGGUACGGGCAAUAUAAUUACUGCCUUAGCUCCACAAACAGUACUCAUGCCCAAUCAAGGCACUGCUACCAUGGAUGGUCAACAGCUGCAGCAGCAACAACAGCCCGGUAAUCUGCAACAAACACAACAACAAAUGAAUUUGAAAACUAAAACGGCCCUUGCCAACAUGUUAAGCAAUCGUUUGGGUGGAAGCAGCAAUGCUAUGCAGAUGCAAACGCAAAUUGCUGGCGUACAGCAACAGACGCUAGUGCAACAACAAAUACAAAUGCAAGAUCCUAACCAGCAGCAACAGACAAUGUCACAACAGCAACCACAAAUAAUACAACAAACACAAGUUGUAGUAGCAGGACCUCAACAGUUGCAGCAGCAACAACAACAGCAGCAGCAGCAGACGCAGCAGCAAUUGUUAAUGGGUCAACAACAACAACAACAGCAGCAACAAUUAAACCAACAGGGCGUAAUGAAUGCUAUGCAAACCCAACAACAACAGCAAGUAGUGGAGGCUAGUGCUGCUGGCACUUUGCGCAUGAUGACUCAACAGCAUAAUGCUGCUUCUUUGCAGCAACCUGCACAACAAGUUGGUGCUACGACUGCUGGUGCUACUGUUUCUAGUGUUGUGGGAGUUCCACGCACUCAGCAGGAACUAUUGCUACUACAGCAGCAACAACAGCAACAGCAGCAACAACAAAUGCGUAGACCCAUUUUACAGACCCAAAUGUCGGCCACAGGUCCAGUAGCUGUUAACAAUAUUAUUGCCGCUGGUGUACCACCACAACAGGCUGUGCAACAACAGCAGCAACAACAAGCUGUGCAGCAGCAACAACAGAUUGUUCAACAACAAUUGGUAGUUGCUGCUGCCGCUCCUGGCAGUGGUGGUGGUGCAAUUCAGCAGCAAGUGGUAGCAGCUCCUGGAACUGCUGUACCCGCUGGUGUUAUGACACCAGCCGGCUAUGUACACCAGGGCCGGGUUACUCAACUGCCCAUGCCGCCACGUCCUCAAUUCUACGGUCAUAAUCCAAAUUUAAAACUGCCACCUGAUCUAUUCCUAGUCGGCUGCACUUUUUACAUAGUAGAGGAAUAUGAAGAAACCGAUGGUGAAGAAUUACCUAUAUGGAUGGAAACUAUUAGACAAUUUGGUGGUGAUAUAGAAAAGAACUAUUGUCCACGUGUUACCCAUGUCCUGUGUCGCACCCAAAGACAUGGUGUUGUCAUGCAGGCUCUACGCGAUGCUAAACGUUGCAUUACCGCUUACUGGUUAAGUGAUAUUUGUCUGAAGAAACAAUUACUACCACCCUGGCAACCUCUUCAUCUACCCUUUCCCUCACAGUUUGGCUAUCAGAAACCGCUGGAACGGCAUAUCAUAGCUGCCAAUGGUUAUGAACCCGAAGAGGAACAUCGUAUUAAACAAAUGGUCCAAGAGUGUGGCGCUAUUUAUACUUCUUAUUUAUCCAAAUUACAUACCGUCUUGGUGUGUAAAAAACUGGAGGGUGAAAUGUUUAAUGCAGCCAAAGAAUGGAAUAUACCGGUGGUCAAUUCUUUGUGGUUGAGUGAUAUCACAAUAGGCAAUUUGAGUUCAAUGUCACAGUAUGACAAUCAAAAGUAUCAACAGUAUAAUAUAACACCGCCAUUCCGUAUUGAUUAUGGUCUGGUGCCGCAUUUGAUGGCUGCCUGGAAAGCUCCCAUCAAUCUUACCCAAGAUGCACAUGAACGUGUUAAACGAUAUUUGGCCGAUCCCUAUUAUGAAAAGGCCAAAAGACAAAAGAUUUCACCCUAUCAAGAAGAAUUACCCGAAACCAUAGUCUGUGUGGAAUAUCCACAAACUGCUAAACCGCCAAAAGUAUUAUUUUCACAAGUAGCUGAUCCGGAAUCACUCAAAAAGGCUGUACUAUCUCUGGGCGGUAUUGUGGUAGACAAUCCCUCGGACGCCACCUACUUGGUAAUGACUUGUGAAAGUCGUACCUGUAAACUUAUACAAGCGGUGUGUCAUGUUGAUUAUGUUCUCAAAUCCCAAUGGGUUGUGGAGAGUGCUAAAGCGGGCAAAUUUCUACCUCCCGAAAACUAUAAAAUACAAUAUAUACCUGUAGAUGAAAAUCUUAAAUUCCAUUUGGACACGGUAUUACAGUCUAACACACGUUCUACUUUAUUUGCCGGUCGCUAUUUCUAUGUUACACCCGAUGUUUUCCCUGCUCGUUCCGAAGUAGUACGCAUGAUUGAAUCCUCGGGCGGUAAGGUAGAAGAGAAACGUCGCUCUUCCCAGGCUAUAGCAGAAACACAUAACCAAUCCCCCGAAUCUUAUAUAAUAGUAACAUGUCCCAAUGACAUGCAUUUAUGUGUGGAUCUAACACGUUUUGGUAAUCCCAAAUGUCCCAUAGUAUCGACUGAAUUUGUUAUGAGUUCUAUACUUAAGCAGACGCUUGAAAUAGAACCGCAUAUUAUACCCUAUCUGUACAAUAACAAUAAUAAUAUUAAUUAUGGUGGUAAUAAAGCUUCAUCCAAAUAGCCUUUGCUAACAGCCACACAAGAAGCAGAAGAUCCACAUGAAUUUGAAACUAUUAGCGAGUUAUUUUUGCAAAAAUAUUUAGAUUUGGAACCACUAAUGGAAACAUUUUAUUCCUAGAGAAUAAAAGAACCGAAAACCAUGUACAUUUAUCAUUUCAUUUAUACAUUUUUUUUUCGCAUUCACAAACAUUUCUAAGUCCUGUACAUAAUCAUUCAUGUAAAAUAAUUUGUGCAUUAAAAAGUAAAUAAAAUUUCUAAAAUUUUAUAUUCUUUUUUUAAACUUGUAAAAAAACAAAAAAAAACUUUAGAAUUAUACAUUAAUUUUAAGAUUUUUGAAAGCCUAGUUUUCAUAAAAAUAUACAUUACAUUAACAUUUACCUAAUAAUCAUAAUAUAAAGGCUUAUUUAUAUUUUUGUAUACGAUUAUAAAAACAAAAUAGAUUUUAAGCAUUUCAAAUUGAAAUUAAAUAGUUACAUAUUUAAUUUGUAAUGGAAUUUCUUAAAUGUAACAUAAAACAAAAAAAUCCUUAUUAAAAA